AUGUCGGAACGCUUGAAUACGACCGACGAUGAGACAUCUGACCAGAAUUGUUUAAACCUUAAAAUGUCGGAACGCUUGAUUAUGACUGACGAUGAGGCGUCUGACCAGAAUUGUUUAAACCUUAAAAUGUCGGAACGAUUUAAUACGACUGACGAUGAGACAUCUGACCAGAAUUGUUUAAACCUUAAAAUGUCGGAACGAUUGAAUACGACUGACGAUGAGACAUCUGAACAGAAUUGUUUAAACCUUAAAAUGUCGGAACGCUUGAAUACGACCGACGUUGAGACAUCUGACCAGAAUUGUUUAAUCCUUAAAAUGUCGGAACGCUUGAAUAUGACUGACGAUGAGGCGUCUGACAAGAAUUGUUUAAACCUUAAAAUGUCGGAACGAUUUAAUACGACUGACGAUGAGACAUCUGACCAGAAUUGUUUAAACCUUAAAAUGUCGGAACGCUUGAAUACGACUGACGAUGAGACAUCUGAACAGAAUUGUUUAAACCUUAAAAUGUCGGAACGCUUGAAUACGACCGACGUUGAGACAUCUGACCAGAAUUGUUUAAACCUUAAAAUGACGGAACGCUUGAAUACGACUGACGAUGAGACAUCUGACCAGAAUUGUUUAAACAUUAAAAUGUCGGAACGCUUGAAUACGACUGACGAUGAGACAUCUGACCAGAAUUGUUUAAACCUUAGAAUGUCAGAACGAUUGAAUACGACUGACGAUGAGACAUCUGACCAGAAUUGUUUAAACAUUAAAAUGUCGGAACGCUUGAAUACGACUGACGAUGAGACAUCUGACCAGAAUUGUUUAAACCUUAAAAUGUCGGAACGCUUGAAUACGACUGACAAUGAGACAUCUGACCAGAAUUGUUUAAACCUUAAAAUGUCGGAACGCUUGAAUACGACUGACAAUGAGACAUCUGACCAGAAUUGUUUAAACCUUAAAAUGUCGGAACGCUUGAAUACGACUGACGAUGAGACAUCUGACCAGAAUUGUUUAAACCUUAAAAUGUCGGAACGCUUGAAUACGACUGACAAUGAGACAUCUGACCAGAAUUGUUUAAACCUUAAAAUGUCGGAACGCUUGAAUACGACUGACGAUGAGACAUCUGACCAGAAUUGUUUAAACCUUAAAAUGUCGGAACGCUUGAAUACGACUGACGAUGAGACAUCUGACCAGAAUUGUUUAAACCUUAAAAUGUCGGAACGCUUGAAUACGACUGACAAUGAGACAUCUGACCAGAAUUGUUUAAACCUUAAAAUGUCGGAACGCUUGAAUACGACUGACGAUGAGACAUCUGACCAGAAUUGUUUAAACCUUAAAAUGUCGGAACGCUUGAAUACGACUGACAAUGAGACAUCUGACCAGAAUUGUUUAAACCUUGAAAUGACGGAACGCUUGAAUACGACUGACAAUGAGACAUCUGACCAGAAUUGUUUAAACCUUAAAAUGUCAGAACGAUUGAUACAUGUGUGA
Messenger RNA from Mytilus trossulus (common blue mussel), 1476 nucleotides. RefSeq lists its product as uncharacterized. NCBI's taxonomy places the organism in Eukaryota, Metazoa, Mollusca, Bivalvia, Mytilida, Mytilidae. The transcript has a single exon. Bases 1 to 1476 code for a protein of 491 amino acids. The record is from RefSeq and is a predicted model, not a curated record.